GGCUCGAAAACAUGGACAGCAUUUCUGCAGCAAACAUCAAUUUUGUCCUCAACAUCUUCAAGAAGGUUACUGGAAAUGAUUCUUCCCAAAACUUGUUUUUUUCUCCUUUGAGUUUGUCUUCUGCACUGCUAAUGGUCUCGUUGGGUGCCAGAAAUAACACAGAAGCUCAGAUAUUAAAGGCGCUAUCUCUACCCAAAGAUGGAGAGGUUCACCAAAGAUUUGAGAAACUUAUUUCUGAUAUCAACAAACCAGGUGCCAAUUAUAGCCUCUGUCUAGUCAACCAGCUCUUUGGAGAAACAUCAUAUGAUUUUCUUCCAUCAUUUAUAGAAUCCAUUCAGAGAUUCUACCAUGCAGGUGUGGAGAAACUUAACUUCACACAAGCUUCAGAAGAUUCGAGAAGAUAUAUAAAUGCCUGGGUAGAAGAAAAAACAUCAGGAAAAAUUCAGGAUCUGCUUGUCCCUGGAAUAAUUGAUUCGCUUACAAGACUGGUUUUGGUGAAUGCGAUCUAUUUCAAGGGAAACUGGGCAAAUAAGUUCAACAAAAAUUACACAGAGGAAAAGCCAUUCUGGAUUAACAAGAAUGAAACGAAAAUAGUGCAGAUGAUGUUCAGGAAAGGAGAAUAUAACAUGGCUCACAUAUCGGCCGAUCGGAUUUCCGUUCUUGAGCUUCCAUAUUAUGAUGAUGACUUAAGCAUGAUCAUUCUGCUCCCUGAUGAGAUUGAAGAUAACUCUACUGGAUUGGAAAAGCUGGAGAGAGAAAUUACAUAUGAGAAACUCAUGGACUGGAUCAAUCCAGAGAGGAUGGACCUAAGAGAAAUUGAACUCUCUCUUCCCAAAUUUAAAUUGGAAGAAAAAUAUGACCUGAAGCCUGUUCUGAGAAGCAUGGGAAUGACGGAUGCAUUUGAUGAGGACAAGGCAGACUUCUCUGGAAUGUCAACUAACAAUGAUUUAGUCAUAUCUGAAGUUGUUCAUAAAUCAUUCAUAGAAGUCAACGAAGAAGGCACUGAGGCAGCUGCUGCCACUGCUGUAAUAGGGAUAUUUAAGGGUACAAAUGUUGUAGACGAAUUCAAAGUUGACCAUCCCUUCGACUUUUUGGUUAUCAAUCGAUCUGGAAAGAACAUCCUGUUCAUCGGUAGGUAUAGUUCUCCAUAAUGGGUGCAUCCAGCAUAUGUUGGCACAAUGGCUCUGAUCCUUAUUUCCUCAUCAGAUUUGUUUAAACAUUGUGCUACUAAACUUUCACUACCACACUUACGAUCUUCUGUGUAAUUGGGGUAGAGAUAGUUCCUUUGUAAUACUCCAUAAUACUGGAUUUUAAUCAGGGGUGAAAUGUAAAAUUUGUUACUACCGGUUCUGUGGGCGUGGCUUGGUGGGGAGGGUAAUGUGACUGGGUGGGCAUGGCCAACUUUUUUUGAAAAAAACUUUUCAAAGCAUUUUUUCUAAUCCUUUGAAAAGCCUCUCUGCCGAUCAGGCAACUCAGCUGGGAUCAUCAGAGACUUUUCAAAGCAUUUUUUUUACCACCUUUGCGGCCAAGAGGUUGCAGAAAAAAAAAAGCUUUGAAAAGCCUCUGAUGAUCCCAGCUGAGCCGCACGAUCCUCAGAGGCUUUUUUAAAUUUUAUUUUUUAAAAAUGCUUUUAAAAGUUAAAAAAAAAGCCUCUGAGGAUUAUGCAGCUCAGCUGGGCAUGGUGAGGGGGGGGGCAUGCAGGGAUUUUUGCUACCGGUUCUCCGAACCACCCGCCGCCAUCACUACCAGAUUGGGCGAUCCAGUCGGAACCGGGAGCAUUUCACCCCUGAUUUUAAUUCUUUCUUUCCAGAAUUAUUUUUAAUCAAAUCAAGAUAAUAAGUUUUGAGUACAAGUGUUAUGAUUGGUAGAUAAAUCCUGCAAAAUUGCUUUGUUUAUAGGGAAUAGUUGCUAAGCAUGAAUCAAGGUAUUACAACACAGAUGUAGUUAUGUAUUUGCCAGUGUACAUUUCCAUAUGAUGAUACAAUACAGUCAGCUCAGCUUCCAUUGUGACAUCAUGUUUUUUCAUUUGAGUGACAUCAUGGCUAGCUGUCGCUGUAGCUUGGCUUAUAAUAGCAAGUGUACAACUGUGCUAGAAUGAGCAACAUAUUUAUUUUUGUGAUCAUCAUUUAAUCAAGCAAUUUGAUUCUAUGUAACUCAAAUAUUUCCAAAUGAUAUUUACUUUAUAUAAUUCUUAUUUUGCUGCAGUCUUUCACGUAAUCAAAAUUGAAAUAAAAGAGCAUUUGAUUA
Molecule: messenger RNA, 2247 nt
Organism: Pantherophis guttatus
Lineage: Eukaryota; Metazoa; Chordata; Lepidosauria; Squamata; Colubridae
Source: RefSeq, a predicted model, not a curated record